AUGGCGGGCGGACGCGAGGAUCAUUUUCUCAGACUUGAAGAUUUAUGCAUAAGAUUUGUAUCUGCUCAUGGAAACCUCUGGGAUCCUAAAGUUCUCCUAGGAAUUCCAAGACAUCUCCUUCUUCCAAUUUUAGAGAAUUUCCAUCCUUUUGAUGUUGAAAGGCUUGAAGUCAGUGGCAUUUUCCAAACUGUUGGACUUGACACAGAUCAUCUUUGGAAAAAGUUUUACUUGCAUUCCUGGCCAAGAAAGAGCAAAUGGCCUGAUGUUUAUUUUACCAAAAGUGGGAUUUCAAAGGGAGGUGAAAGUUGGCGUAUUUGUUAUCUUCAAAGAUGUCUCCAAGAUGCCCUGAACUGUCAACGUGAUCUUGAUAAGGAGAGCAGUUGCUGCUCUUCUGCAGAGUUCAAUGCUGAGCGUAUUCCUUGUGACGCUGCUGUUUCUUCCAAAAACCAAAGUCUUGAAAACAUUGUCACCAUUUGUGGAAGAUAUGCAACAUACUUGCGACUUUACAACUCAGCUGUCAUUUUACUGAUUGACAAUCUGAACCUCUGUUUAAAGCUUGUGGAUUAUGUAGAAUUUCUUGAGGUUUUCCUUUUAAGAAACAAUGGAGUCAAUCAGCUGUGUCAUCUUCUUCAGCUAUUAACUUCAAGGAGACUGAAAUCUGUUGGAUUUUGCUUUUCCAAAGUUUCUGGUGUGGAAUUGUGGAGCAGGAUUUUUGACUCCUUGUCAACAAAUAGUCCACAAAAUCAGACUGACAAGGUAGAAGACAACUUUAUAAGCACAUGUACGUGUAUUUCCAGCCCAAAUUCAAAACGUAAAGCAUUCAAUGAAGAAAGCAAGUUCUCUGUCCAGCAAACUUGUAAUCAGUCAAAUUGUGGACACAGUAAGACUGCCUCGGUUCAAGUUGAUUCUAUCUUGAAUUACUCUACAGAUGCCAAUGAAGAAGGUACCUUGGACUCUUUUCAUGAGAAUGAUGAUAUUGAUAUUUAUGCCUUUGAUGACUGGAAUGACUCACCUAAAACCCAUGAAAGAACUGUAGCCAUCUCAUGUAGAGGCACCAAGUAUGGGCGAGGUGAGAAAAGAUUUGAAACUAAUAUUAGUGAUCCAUUGAGUUCAGAUCUUUAUGAUGAAGUGUUUGGUCAGAGUACCUAUGGACAGCCAAGUGAUGUCAUGGUUAAUAACUUUUGCCCUUUUGAAAACCAAGGAUUACAGAAAUCUUCAGAACCACACCAAUUUUCACCUAAAUCUUCUAUACUGGAUUCAUCAUUAACCUGGUUUCCAGCACAUACAUGUUUUCUGGUUCACUUUGAGUUGGUAGGGUUCAGGCUUUAUACUGACAUUUUUAUGACGUUUGUGCACACCCUUAAAACUUGGUUGGCCCUGGAAACGAUGAUUCUUCAAGAUAAUGGCCUUGGUCUUGUGUCAACACCUGGCAGGGAGUUUGUAGAUACACUUAGUUUUCUUUGUACUAAUGGAGGACUGCAUUCUCUUCAAAUCACAGAUAACCCAGUUAAUGAUGAAUUUACAAAACUCCUUUUUGAAAGACUUGUGGUCUCUUUGUGCUGUAAAUGUUACAAGGAUUGCAACUGUAGUCAUGGAUAUUUAACCAAAUUGAAAUUCUCAUCAAACAUAGUUUCACCAAGUACCUCUGUGUAUUUAGGAAAAGUAAUAACAGAUGUAUGUCAGUGCAAUGUAAGCAAGCAGUUCCAGGAAAAGAUGUUUGAUUCAGUAUUUCCAUUAAGUGACUCUGCCAUGAGCACUGAGGACUUGACUCAUGAAUCUCAUAGUAAGCAGAGGAGUUCAUAUGUCCAUGAUUGUUUGGCUUGUAAGAGUGGUAAAGGUGGCUGGAAAGCAAGUUGUCCAACAGGUGAUUGUGAUGGUGCCCAGAAACCAUCAGUGGGGUGCAAAAUGAAUGCUGAACCAACAGAGUCCAUGGAAUCAAUUGAAAGUUUCUCCCAAAAUAAGAACCCUUUGCUGUCAAAAAGUGGCAUGUGUGAUGUGUUUUUUGGUAUUCAAGUAAUGAAGUUGAGCUGUAUGAUUGGGGAGAAGGGUGCAAGUUUCAUUGCAGAGGGACUAAAAAGAAACAGCACUCUUCACUCUCUGACUUUGUCAGACUGUGACAUCAACACCAUUGGUCUGGCUCAGUUAUUCCAGGCAUUAACAGGUAACAGGAAUGUGAAACAUGUGUGUGUGAAAGGCAACCAUUAUGAUCCCAACAGUGACAACAGCCUUGCUGAAAUGCUUUCAUCCAGUAGCACAAUAACUGAGCUGGACAUAAGUGGUUGUCAACUCAGAGGUUUAAGUGAAAACAUAAUUGCAGCCCUGUGCAUUAACAAAACGCUGAUUACUUUGAAGUUGGCAAGGAAUGGAUUGUGUAAUAAUGAUAUCACUGCUUUGUCUGAAGUUUUCUCUCAUCCCAGCCAGCUCUCAAGAAUUUUGAAAUUAGACCUGAGGUGGGUUUUUCUUGUUUGUCUGGUAUAA
Molecule: messenger RNA, 2478 nt
Organism: Pocillopora damicornis (cauliflower coral)
Lineage: Eukaryota; Metazoa; Cnidaria; Anthozoa; Scleractinia; Pocilloporidae
Molecular function (GO): protein binding
Source: RefSeq, a predicted model, not a curated record